Messenger RNA from Saxophila tyrrhenica, 933 nucleotides. RefSeq lists its product as uncharacterized. The transcript has 2 exons. NCBI's taxonomy places the organism in Eukaryota, Fungi, Ascomycota, Dothideomycetes, Mycosphaerellales, Extremaceae. Gene Ontology annotation, molecular function: hydro-lyase activity. The record is from RefSeq and is a predicted model, not a curated record. The coding region runs from base 1 to 933 and encodes 310 amino acids.
AUGCCUCCCUUCCCCAAACUUCCUCCCAAAGCAGCCUACCUCAGCCUGAACAACCCAAGCCGCCGCAACGCCCUCAGCCUGGCAGUCCUGCAAGAUCUCCGCAACCAACUGCACUCCUUCAACACCUCACCCAAAGAUGGCAAACUGUGCAUCCUCCCGCGCUUCCAACCCAGCAUCCUCGACAAACUCGAAGCAGCACAUGCCAAAACCGAUCCGCAGGCCGUUGGAGAGUACUCCUGGCUCCUCGACUCUUCAGCAUGGCGCUGUCAUCGCCACGGUCUUCCCAAUGUCCUCGUCCUCCGCAGCUCAGGCCCGGUGUUCAGCGCCGGCCAUGACUUAGCUGAACUCCGUACCCUCUCCCACGAAGACGUCGAGCGCACAUUCGCACUCUGCGCUGAAGUCAUGGCACUAAUUCGACGCUCCCCAGCUCCUGUGAUCGGAGCUGUGCAAGGCCUAGCCACUGCGGCCGGAUGUCAAUUGGCGAUGACGACGGAUCUGCCGGUCGCGAAGGCGGAGACGAUGUUUAGGCUGCCGGGAGCGAGUCUGGGACUACCGUGUACGAGUCCCAGUACAGCUGUGAGCCGGAGGGUAGGCAAUGCUGCUGCGUUUCGGAUGCUGGCGACGGCGGAGCCAGUGCGAGCAGAUCAGCUACCUGCUGGUUCAGUAGACGUGGUCGCAGACGACGAAGCGUUUGAGGCGCGAAUCGCAGAUCUUGUUGACCAGUUCGCUACUCGAACGCCAGCACAACCGCAGGCCCUGGGCAAAUGGGCCUUCUGGACCCAGGCUAGCUUCCAAAGAGGGGAUGGCGGAGAUGGCUACGAGGAAGCCGUCAGUUGGGCAGGUCGAAUGAUGGCGCUGCACGCUCGCGGCGACGAUUCCAGGGAAGGUAUGCAAGCGUUCUCUGAGAAAAGGAAGCCGGAGUGGAAGACUUAG